AUGGCGCCCGGCGCUCUUCAGGUUGUUGAGGACGUGGUCUUUUCGGAGCCGACCCCCGAGCAGCGCUGGUCAGAGCCCGUCUCGUUUGGCGGCGACGACCAGUGGCUGUUCGACCCGAAAACGAAGCGCUUCGACCUUAGCCGGGGCUCUAGGAGGAAGUUGACCAUCGACGCCGAUGAUGGCAUCCGUCACCACCGUGGAUGCACCAUUGAUCCUGAGAAGACGGUUCUCGUGGUCAUUGACAUGCAAAACUUCUUCAUCCACCCGCUCUUCCACAAGCACGUGGCCGGACUUGCCGCCGUCGAACCCACCAUCAAGGUGAUUGAGCGGUGCAGAAGCGAAGGGAUCCAGGUAGCCUGGCUCAAUUGGGGCCUGGACGAGCAUGAUCUCCGCAUUAUGCCCCCGGCCGUUCAGAGAGGAUUCUGCCACAACAUCGCAAAGACCCGAGGCUAUGGAUGGCACACGCGUCUUGGAGUCGACAUGGGCAAUGGACAUGGCCGCUGCCUGUUCAAGGGCACUUGGAACGCCCAACUUUAUGAACCUCUCAAAGCCGUGGUUGCCAGCGAUGACCUCUUCUUCGACAAGAAUCGCAUGAGCGGCAUGUGGUCUCCGGACGAGCCUCUGCACCGGUACCUUCGCGAGAGCGGGAAGAAAACGAUCCUAUUCGCAGGAGUCAACACCGACCAGUGCGUUUUCGGAACCGUUUCGGACUCGUACUCUUGGGGUUUCGACUGCAUUUUGCUAAGCGACUGCACCGGAACGAUGACCGGCCCCGAGGCGCAGGUCGUCAGCGACUACAACAUUGCCACAAACAUGGGAUUUGUGGCUGACAGUAGGUCGUUCCUUGCGGCGGAGAGCCAUUGA
This is a messenger RNA of Lasiodiplodia theobromae, 864 nucleotides long. RefSeq names its product Isochorismatase hydrolase. NCBI's taxonomy places the organism in Eukaryota, Fungi, Ascomycota, Dothideomycetes, Botryosphaeriales, Botryosphaeriaceae. Bases 1 to 864 code for a protein of 287 amino acids. The record is from RefSeq and is a predicted model, not a curated record. The transcript has a single exon.